UGAUAAACAUUUUUCUCCUGUUAUAUUACAAUUAUAAAAAAUGUUUCAAAAAAAAAAACGUUAUCCCGUCUAUAUAUUAGAUAGAAAACUGAAAAAUAUUUGUUGUAAAAAAUUUUAAACAUUUUUCGCGAUUUUGCCGCAACUACUGGCAACAUUGUAUCGACAUUUUAUACGAAUAUGUUACGGCAGAUAAUACAUCCAACGAAUUUGUUUUUAUAUCCGAUAGAUGGCGCUAGUCAUACAGUUCGUACCAAAUAGAACGUAACUUUUUCAAUAUUAGAUUUAUUAAGCUAAAAUUCGGUACUUUUGAUAAAACUCGAUACUUUGUAUAUAUUUUUAUUUGAAAAUUAUCUUCUAAACGGUUGGGAGUCGGCUAUUGAACAGACAUUGAAUUACGAUUAAUUUUUGAGGUUAAUUUAUUUCUGUAGCAUAAACUUUUUCUUCGAGAUACGAUUGAACUGUAAUAAUUUAAAAGAUUGUGUCGUUUUGCUAGAUUGGAAACGUGUCGUACCACCUACGUUAAUUUGUAUGUCGUUAAAAAAUUAUUCUAAUGAAAAUAAACCAUCCGUCGAAGUUUGUAAUCGAAAAGCGGAAUCGUACAAUUUCCUUUAUCACAUUAUUAUAUGCCUACAAAAGGUUAUCGAUUAUUUAUCAGCAUAUAUUAUUAUUUCAUUAUGAUAAUGAAACAGUUCUAACAGAAUAUUCGUCUUCGAAUGCGGUAAGUUCGUCCAACUGUUUUUAUUUCUUAAUAUAAAAAAAAUUUGCUACAAAAUGGAUGUGGCAAAUUUUAAGGUUAUGUAGCAUAAAUAUCUGUAUACGGAUUCUUAAUGAAAGGUAACGCAAAAUAUUUGUUUUCGAAAUACGUUACCUUGGACACAUGUUAUUUUGGAAUUUUAUCAAAAGCGACUUUGCCAGCACAGCGGGUUAUACAGGGUCCUCUGGUAAUUUCGGGAGCGCGGGGGCACGUUCAGCUCCGAGUACGCCCCUCGAACAACAAAUUCUUGGCAGUCCCGCACUAUCUCCGGACGUUCUUUCCAACUCGCCGACAUCUGUAGUCUAUCAAACUAGUCCAAGCCAUGCGUUAUUCACUAAGUGUGACAAAGCGUCUUUGAAACAUCUGUCGACGUCGACGCCGGUGAUGACGGCUCAGGCGCAAAUUACCGAACCUCCUAGUCCUAAAACAACCAAAGACCCCAAAAUUCGCACCACCUCGAAAGCGCGACAAAAAAAAUUCCUUCGACAUUUUCCGAACGUCGAAGACGACGAAAAAGUAUUGAAUCAUUAUUCGUGCGCACUUAUCGGAGAUAUUUUAUUACAGGGCCACCUCUAUAUUACUAAAAAUUACUUCGCUUUUUAUUCCAACGUAUUCGGAUAUGUUACCAAGCUCUUAAUUCCGAUACUUACUGUAGAAAAUAUAACGAAAGAAAAAACAGCCAGGAUAAUACCUAACGCCGUCGGUGUUUCGACUAGCGAGGAUAAGCACGUAUUUGGUAGUUUAAUAUCGAGAGAUAAUACGCUGAUAUACAUGAGAACGGUAUGGCAGAAAGCCAAAAAUGCAUAUCCCGUUAUAAUAGAGCCGGAAAUCGAAGAACCGGAUUUGGAUUCCAGUGAUUCAGUAGAAGCGGAAAGCGGUAGGGAUUCGCCGCCUAUCGAAAUAAAGCCUAAAUUUUCUCUAGUUAAAAUUAUUCCUAAAGGACGUCGACCUAGUGACGUAGACGGCACGCAAUACGACUCUGCAGGCUUUAUUAGCGUCCUCAAACAAUCUAUAAUAGAAUUUCGCAAAUUACCACGUCAGAGUCUCAUCUUGUGCGCCACAACUUUAUUGCUCAUUCUUCUUUUUUUCUCAGCCGGUAUAUUACUUUAUCGAAUUAGCAAAAUACAAAACAAAUACUCAAUGGUGUUCCACGAGAACAUGAUCAAAGGCUCUAACGAUGUCUACAGCGACCUCUUGCAGUGGCAUUCCCAAAUGCAUUCGAAAUCAGCGGGAGCCGUUAAUAAUUUCUUAGAUUCGAAUUUGGUUUUAAUUGCUCAGGUUAGGCAGUCCUUAGAAGCGUUAUCUUCGAUUCUCGUACAAUCCAGCAGUACUCAAGGUCACGAAUCUGAUCCAAAACCUUUAGAAGCGUCCAAAGAUAACAGUUAGCCAACUAGUCAGUCCUACACCAUCAACAAAUCUUUUAGAUGAAAAAAAAACAA
Molecule: messenger RNA, 2193 nt
Organism: Diorhabda sublineata
Lineage: Eukaryota; Metazoa; Arthropoda; Insecta; Coleoptera; Chrysomelidae
Product: GRAM domain-containing protein 2A-like
Exons: 7
Coding region: 878-2140 (420 amino acids)
Biological process (GO): intracellular sterol transport
Cellular component (GO): plasma membrane; endoplasmic reticulum membrane; endoplasmic reticulum-plasma membrane contact site
Molecular function (GO): sterol binding; sterol transfer activity
Source: RefSeq, a predicted model, not a curated record